Messenger RNA from Aspergillus calidoustus, 2425 nucleotides. The record is from the annotation of a GenBank genome assembly. Lineage: Eukaryota; Fungi; Ascomycota; Eurotiomycetes; Eurotiales; Aspergillaceae.
AUGCACAUCCUCCUCCUCCUCUCCCUCCCCCCAAUCCUCCUCAUAACACGGUACAUCCUCACCGUGCUAGCCACAAGCUACACACACCGAACCCUCCUCUCCAUCCCCGGGCCGCUGUGGACACGCUUCACGCGCUUCUGGUACUUCCGACGGGUAUGGAACGGCAAAUUCGAAAAAGAAAACAUCGCCCUGCACGAGAAAUACGGAACCGUUGUCCGGAUUGCUCCGGGGCAGUAUAGCAUCAAUGACCGGACCGCACUGAGAACGAUUUACGGGCCCGGGACGAAGUUCGCGAAGAGCGCUUGGUAUGAGGGAUGGAAGCAUCCGGAUCCGGAGAGGUGGACUUUGUUUCCGGACAGGGAUAUUAAGAGGCAUGGUGAGACUCGGAAGCGCUUCUCGAGCUUGUACUCGAUGAGUUCGCUGGUGUCUUAUGAGGAAUUCGUGGAUCAGAGCGCAGAUGUCUUUUUCCAGCGACUGGGUGAAUUCGCGGACCGGGAUGUGACGUUUAACCUCGGCGAGUGGUUUCAGUUUUAUGCGUUUGAUGUCAUCGGGCAGAUUACCUAUGGGCAGCGGUUUGGCUUCCUUGACAAGGGCCACGACAUCGACGGGACGAUCGACGCCCUCGGCCACGUCCUUAAAUACAGCACAUUGAUCGGAAUAUACCACGAGUGGCACCCGCGUCUCUUUGGCCCGCUAAGCGGAUUCAAAUGGUCUGGAGCCGGUGGACGCACAUAUCUGAUGCGCUACGUGCAAGAGAAGAUCGCACAAUUCAGCUCCAAACCAAAGCCCGCCGUUAAAGAAGGUUCACUAAAGACACAGACCUUUCUCGAGAAAAUGAUUCUCGCCCGAGACAAGGAUCCGGAGAAGGUCACAGACUACCACGUCUUCAUGAUGGGUCUGUCGAACAUCAUUGCUGGCUCCGAUACAACAGCUAUAAGUCUCUCGGCUAUACUCUACCACCUCGUCCACAACCCACCCGUCCUCGCGAAGCUCCGCGCAGAAAUCGACGAGUUUACUCAACAAGGUCGCUGCAGCGAGCGCGUCACGUUCAAGGAAAGCCAGGACAUGCCGUACUUCCAGGCCGUCAUGAAAGAGGCCCUCCGCAUGCAUAGUGCAACGGGCCUACCCUUCUGGCGCGUCGUGCCUCCCGGUGGCGCAGAGAUUAGUGGACAUUUCUUCCCCGAGGGUGCGGUUGUCGGGGUCAAUGCGUGGGUGUAUCACUACGACGAGGCCGUCUUCCCAGAUGCGGAGAGGUUCCGUCCGGAGCGGUGGAUCGAGGCUGAAGGAGAUCCUGCGAGGUUGAAGGUUAUGAAUGAGGUUUAUAUGCCUUUCGGUCUUGGCUCAAGAACGUGUCUUGGGAAGCACAUCUCCAUCCUGGAGAUGUCGAAGCUAAUUCCUCGUAUUCUACGCGACCUUGAUUUCGUUGCGGAGAAAGCGACGUGGAAUACGGAGAACUUUUGGUUCGUCAAGCCGACUGAUUUUAGCGUCAGGGUUCGAAGACGGGAGUCGAGUUCUGAGAAGGUGUGAUAUCAUGAGAAAAUAGCUAUGAACAAAUAUGAAUAAAGAAAGAAUAACAAUUGACGCUACUAUACUACUGUAUAUAAAGCAGAACAAAACGAAACCACACCAGCAUUCAAUGAAAACACACAACAGUCAAACUCUCAAAAUUAUUGACUCCCACUUCCCUCAACCCACCUCUUAAAAUCCACAUUAAACCCCUCAAACCCCUUGAUCGUAUCUCCUCUCAUGCCCGACAGACUCCCCAUCCACCCUUCCCCCAUAAUCCCGGCCAGCAAUCCAGUAAAGCUCUCCUCGUGCACGAGCCUCGUCUUCGUGCCCCCAUCGACAUCCUCAAAGCGAAAGAUGUGCUCCCCCGUAAAAACGAGCGGAAGCGACCCGCGCCAGGAGAAAAUCGUCGGCUCGUUGCGCACGACCACCGGGGCGAAAUUCAUGUUGCCCAUUACGCAGGCGAGCUUGUCGCCUGGGACGAGCGUGUGAGGAUCUUUGGCGGGCGUGGGUGUUAUGCUGCCCACAAAGCCGGUUGUGUAUGUUGGGAUGGAGGGGAAGUCGAGGAACUAGUAUCUGUUAGUAGGGGUUUUGUUCUUGUCGGAACAGCGAUAUACGAGGGUUAAGAUGGAAGGAUACCUUUUCGCGAACAGCAGCUGGCGGGGCGUUGAUUUCGAUGGAUGUGGUGAUGAGAAGCAUUUUGAGAUGUGGUUGAAGGUUCAGUAUGUAUAUCUGGGCAAGAUGGAUAGAAUAUAGGUAUGGUUGGCAAUAAAUGUAGGCUCGAAAAGUGGAUUAUAUGCCACUAGAGAGGACUGUUUUCUGUAUCUACUUUCAUCAUUCUCAUGAGAAAUACCUCUUCUUAUAUACCGCAGCAGAGCAUAUCUUCCGCCGCCGACCCUCCGUCCUCGACAGCUCAAAC